Messenger RNA from Paramecium tetraurelia, 1272 nucleotides. RefSeq lists its product as uncharacterized. Gene Ontology annotation, biological process: cell adhesion. The record is from RefSeq and is a predicted model, not a curated record. The transcript is spliced from 3 exons. NCBI's taxonomy places the organism in Eukaryota, Ciliophora, Oligohymenophorea, Peniculida, Parameciidae. Gene Ontology annotation, molecular function: carbohydrate binding.
AUGAUAUUUUUUACUUUUUUUUUAAUUUCUUAUGGUUUCAUCACAUAUGAUGAAGGGAAAUUCAGAGCAUUUCAAAUUGUCACCGGAGUAUUCUUAUGCUUCGAUAACAAAGAAAGAUCAAGAGAUAUUACAUUUAGAGACUCAUUUGAAAAUAUCCCUCAAAUUAUUUUGAUUCCAGAAUUAUUUGAUAUUCCUGGAACUAAGGUUGACUACAAUUUGGAAAUAACGCAAAUUACUUUAACUAAGUUUACUCUCAGAAUAAAAUGCUUUGGUGGAGUAGUUUAAGGAGUUCACUAUAAGUGGCUUGCAAUUGAUGAUGCAAGAGUCUAAGUUAUUAAUAAAUUUAAUAUAAGAAGUUUUGAGCAAAUAACUCUAGAUCAUCCCAACCCAAACGCUUUAAAAUGCUUAAUAUCUGUCAUUGCUUUUUCUUUUACAGGAGCUGUAAAUUUUGAAGUCAAAGUCUCUGAAUUAAACACUAAGAGCCUAACAAUUUAAAUAACAGGUCCAUAAAAUUAGCUAUAAUAUCUUACCUCUCUGAGCUACCAAAUAGUUUUAGGAAUUAAUGAAAUUUUUGAAUAAUACUAGUAGCAAGCAAUAAGUUUACCUUAUAUCAGCCCUUAAUUCACGUUAAUCUAAUGGUCAUGGUUCCUUUUGCCAUUUUAAGGAUUUUAACUCAAUGGAAUAAAUGCAACCCUAUUCAAAAAAGAAUAUGCUUUAGGCAGUAAUAGUCUGGCGUAUCAAUUUAAUGGCGGAAAUUUUUAAAGUGAUUAAACAACUUGCUGCUGUCUUCAAACUUCCAAGCAUAUACCAUAAUGGAUGAAAUUUUACGAUAUCACCGAUGCGACAUUUCUUGAAAUUGGUUCAGUUUUAAUUAAGUAGUUCUUUGAUAGCAAGGUUGAUUACAUCCAAUCCUUCAAAGUCAUAAUUGAAGGAGAUUAUUAAAUAGCAACAGAUUUAGGCAAAACAAGACUUAUCAUAGAUGAAACAGAUACAUAACCAAUUUUAAAUGUUCGUGCAAAAUGCACUAAUUAAGAAACUUUGAAAAUAAACCUAAAUUUUCAAAAUCCUAAUGAAAAUAGUAUUACAAAUCCGAUACUCCACAACUGCUAGGACUCCUACUAAGAAAUUAUAAUUUCCUUUUCCCUUAUACCUACUUAAGUAGCUUAUUAAGAUUUAAUAGUUGAUAUUUAAGAAACAGAAUGCUAAAUUUCACAAGUAUUAUUCAAUUAAAGGCAAAUUCGACGGCUUCUAUUUUUUAUUCAAAAAUAAUGA